Musca vetustissima is the source of this 780-nucleotide messenger RNA. It is a transcript of the gene Prosalpha4, whose product is annotated as proteasome subunit alpha type-7-1. Bases 1 to 780 code for a protein of 259 amino acids. Gene Ontology annotation, cellular component: proteasome core complex; nucleus; proteasome core complex, alpha-subunit complex. Gene Ontology annotation, biological process: ubiquitin-dependent protein catabolic process. The transcript is spliced from 4 exons. Lineage: Eukaryota; Metazoa; Arthropoda; Insecta; Diptera; Muscidae. The record is from RefSeq and is a predicted model, not a curated record.
AUGAUUACCACCUACUUGGAAUAUUUACAAAUAAUGUCACGUUACGAUCGCGCUGUUACCAUUUUCUCACCCGAUGGUCAUCUGCUACAGGUUGAAUAUGCCCAGGAAGCGGUGCGCAAAGGAUCCACAGCGGUUGGUGUUCGUGGUGCCAACUGUGUCGUCCUGGGUGUGGAGAAGAAAUCCGUAGCAAAAUUACAAGAAGAACGUACGGUACGUAAAAUUUGUUUGCUCGAUCAUCAUGUUGUAAUGGCAUUUGCUGGUCUCACUGCCGAUGCACGUAUUCUAAUUAAUCGUGCCCAAGUGGAAUGCCAAAGUCACAAACUGAAUGUUGAAGAUCCGGUUACAUUGGAGUAUAUUACAAGAUAUAUUGCACAAUUGAAACAGAAAUAUACACAGAGUAAUGGUCGUCGUCCAUUUGGUAUUUCUUGUCUGAUUGGAGGAUUUGACUAUGAUGGCACACCUCACUUGUAUCAAACGGAACCCUCUGGCAUCUAUUACGAAUGGAAAGCUAAUGCCACCGGCCGUUCAGCGAAGACAGUCCGUGAAUUCUUAGAGAAACAAUACAAAGAUGAAGAGGUGGCCACAGAAAAUGGUGCCGUUAAAUUGGCCAUUAAGGCUUUGCUGGAGGUGGCACAGUCUGGUCAGAAGAAUUUAGAAAUCGCAGUGAUGGAAAGAAAUAAACCCUUGAAAAUGCUAGAUGCUAAAACCAUUGAGGAAUAUGUUGCUGUCAUUGAAAAAGAAAAGGAAGAAGAGGCUGAAAAGAAGAAACAGAAGAAGUAA